Microstroma glucosiphilum is the source of this 1352-nucleotide messenger RNA. RefSeq lists its product as hypothetical. The transcript has 3 exons. Gene Ontology annotation, cellular component: lipid droplet. Bases 158 to 1240 code for a protein of 360 amino acids. Lineage: Eukaryota; Fungi; Basidiomycota; Exobasidiomycetes; Microstromatales; Microstromataceae. The record is from RefSeq and is a predicted model, not a curated record.
GCACUGCAAUACCAGAGGAUUCCUACCAUUGUCACCGCGGGGCAUCAUCACCAUCAUCAUCGUACUGCUGGACAACUGACCGAGCACCCUAGCAUCAUAGUGUACGCAUCAUCUCGUCGAUCGAUACGCACUCACACCCCGACUGCCCAGGCCAACAAUGGCUGCCGUCGCAGCCCACGGCCCUGCAGCCUCGUCCUCAUCUUCCACUUUCCCACCACGGCCUUCCAAUCUCCUCACCAUCUUCCAAGCCCACUUCCACACUCGCAGAGGCAACGAGCUCACUUUCCAAUCAGGACAUGAUCUCGAUCUCGCCGGAGUAGAAUGGAAGGUCCUCCCCAGUGGCUCUCACGCUCUCUCCUCCGACCUGCUCUGGUUUACCCUGCCCGACACCGCAGAGGGCGAGGGCCAUGGAUAUGAUAAAGUCGGUGUGGCUUGCUUUAGAAACAGGAAGCUGACGGGGAGUGCAGAGGAAGAGGCUGAUGCUGAGACGGAGCAGAGCGGCGGCGGGACAGAUGCAAAUCAGCAGGAGGCCAGGAGGUUGGAUGAGAGAGGGGCUCGUAUGACCGCCGUGGGAGUCAUAAUAGCGAGUCAAUCCUCGAUUCCUUCACAUCAGCUCGCUGCAGUCCUGCCGCAUCUCGAGGCACUGUCCCUACUAGCAGACGCCUCGUCUCUCCAGCCGCGCAACCACUCAGUACUCAAGAACUUCCUGGAGUCUCAUCGCUUCAACACUGCCUCCUCGGCGGCAUGCUUCCCAUCUCUUCAUGUGCGAUCCCCUGCGCCAUUGACGCGGUGGCCCGAGUCCAUAUACGACCCCCUCCUGGAUCUGCCUUCCAUCGUCAAUGCCCUCGGUCUCAUACUGCCCGAUGUGCUCAGAUCGCUACUCGUAUCUGGUACAAGGCUACUCCUCUUUUCACCUCAGGGAGUGGAAACCAGAAGUGCAGCUAGUAUUGCCUGGACCUUGGCCGAAAUUGUGGAAGCAGCUCUCACAAUUGCUGAUGAGAAUGAAGAGAGGGAUGAGGAGGCUGCCCUCAGUCCUAAGCUACAGAGACUGCACCAGCAUAUCCCACAAGUACGAGGCAUCAUUGGACUGCAUGAGAUCUCGCAUCUGCAGGACGAAGAAGCUCGCAAGAAGCAGGCCGCUACUAUGAGUGGAGUCAGACCAAAGCGAGGCUGGAUCGCCUGGACGACUGACAAGCUGACAAGGUGCGACCGUGCUGUCCGCCUACGACGGCUCAGCUAAAGCAAAUGGUGGUGCUCCAAUCUUCUACAGAGUCGAGCGACCAGACGUAUCUCUCGCCAGUGGUCAUACGCAGGGUAGCGCUAGCAAGCGACCAUUGCCUGCCAAGCUGAAG